Molecule: messenger RNA, 3725 nt
Organism: Amphiprion ocellaris (clown anemonefish)
Lineage: Eukaryota; Metazoa; Chordata; Actinopteri; Pomacentridae
Product: patatin-like phospholipase domain-containing protein 2
Exons: 9
Coding region: 215-1633 (472 amino acids)
Biological process (GO): triglyceride catabolic process; lipid homeostasis
Cellular component (GO): membrane; lipid droplet; cytoplasm
Molecular function (GO): triacylglycerol lipase activity
Source: RefSeq, a predicted model, not a curated record
UGUUUUGAAACGUGACAUUUGAGCGUGGUAAGUUGCGCAAUGCUGUAUCAAGUCCAACUAAAGCACUGCCCCUUGUGCCUCUGAAUGUUGCAAGGCUAAGUCAGGUUAAUUCUUGCACCAGCUGAACUGUACGAGAUGAUCGAAGCGGUGAGAAGAUUAGAGAUGUUGUUCUGAGUUUUCAGCAAUCUCAGAGUCAGUGGAAACCUCAAGGAAGAUGUUUAAUUGGGUCGAAGAGUGGAACAUCUCUUUUGCAGGCUGUGGAUUCAGGAGUAUUUAUUACGUGGGAGCCCUGAGCUGUAUUCUCGAGCGCGUCCCACAACUGGUUCAUGGCGCCUCUAAAAUCUGUGGAGCGUCAUCUGGAUGUCUAGUGGCUGCAGCUGUGACUGUUGGGAUUCCCAUUGACCAGCUUUGUGCCGACCUUAUGACCACCGCAAAGGAGGCAAGAAAACACACCCUGGGAGUUUUCCACCCGACCUUUAGUCUGCUGCGGACAGCACGGGACUCCCUGCUGGAGAAGCUUCCAGAAGACGCCCACCUUCGGGCCUCUGGAAAGCUGUGUGUGUCCCUCACCCGACUGUCUGAUGGGAAGAACGUUCUGGUGUCAGAGUUUGCCAGCAGAGAGGAGCUGAUUCAGGUUCUUAUGUGUAGCUGCUUUUUUCCUGUUUACUGUGGUUUCAUCCCACCUUCAUACCGAGGAGUGCGCUACAUGGAUGGAGCCCUGAGCAACAACAUGCCCCUGUUCGAGCAGCGAAACACCAUCACUAUGGCUCCAUUCUCAGGGGAGAGCGACAUCUGCCCCAGAGAGGGUACAUUCAAUUUGUUCGAGGUCCACUACGGCAACGUUAGCAUUCAGGUUAACACUGGCAAUGUGCAUCGUGUCUGCACAUCCUUCCUUCCUCCCACACUUGAGAAGCUGGCUGAAAUCUGCCACAACGGCUACAUGGAUGCUCUUUGUUUCCUGAGAGAAAGUGAUCUUCUUCAAGCACAGUAUAGUCCCCGCAGUGUGGGGGUGAAAGUGGGCAGAGUCAAACCACCUUGUUGUGAGCUGAUGAACGAAGUGGUUCAAGCAGAAGAGAGGAGGAAGAAGACGAUGCUGCUGAAUGGACAAAACCAUCAUCAGGAAGAUCACAGGUGGCUACACCACAAAGCCCUAGAAGACCUCCCUGUGGCCAUUAAGAAAGUGCUGUGUGAGCAAUGCAGAAACAGUUAUGAUGGCAGCAGUUGGCAGUCACAGCGAACAGACCUUCUUCCUAUAAAACUGCUAUAUUUCCUGCUGACCGUCCUCAUCCUACCCAUCAAGCUGAUCCUCUUCUUCACCAAAAGCAUGAUUUUAUCCAGCAGUGCACUGAUUUGCAGGCAGUGCAUCAGAGGAGAUGACCCCAACAGGAAGCCGGAGUACUCGGAGAAAACCCACGCAUGCACAAGGAGAACAUGCAAACUCCAUGCAGAAAGAUCCCAGGAAGCCCGGGACGCAAACUGGGGAUCUUCUAGCUGCAAGACGAAACUGCUAACCACCAAGCCACUGUGCGGCCAUAUAAAUGGAAAUGUUCCAGAUAUUUAUUAUCCCAGUGUGUUCAUAGAAUGUCCAAAGAAAUUUGACAAGCAGAAUUUUUUUUUUCAAUUUUCACAGUAAUUUAAAUGGAGAAAUAGAAAAUUGGAUCUCUUUGCAAUGAGAUUUCAGCUCUCACCAAAGAUUUACAAUAAUACUCAGAUCAGGACACAUUGCUGGCCAGUUCUCUUCAACCAUUCUUGUGUUCUUUUUAGUGGGUGUGUUGGAUCUUUAUUGUGUUAAAGAACCCAUGACCUUCUUUGACUCAAACCUUUUCUUACACUCGGUGGCACAUUCUGCUCUAAAAUCCUUUGGUAAUCCUGUGAUGACGUAAUUCACUCUCUAUGGUUCAGACCUCCAGCAACAGAAGUAGAAAAACAAAACGAUAGAUCUUCCACCGUGCUGAACUGUUGGCAAAGUGUUCUUUUACUUAGAAGUUUCAUUUAAUUGUCUAUACACAAAUUGCUGGUGUGCAUUACCACAGAACAGGCACCCAUAGGGAUUGUAGUUUGUUCCCUUUUGUCUUUUCACCAGUGGAGACCUCCUUGGUCUUCGGAUAUAAAGCCGUUAUUGGUUUACUGUGCAGCAAGUGGGACAUGUUGAGCCCAUGACUAGACUGUUCCAGGUCAGCCGCCAGCUCUUUAGAGGCAUUAUUUCCACAGUUUUAAAACCUUCUGUAAUAGAGGAUUUCUGAGGUAUGGAGGCUUCAAGAAAUAGGCCACAACAGGCAGUUGGCUUAUCUGCCACAACUGACUGUUUAUUACUAAAAUUCUGAAAAUGGAAGAAAAGAGAAAGUCACACCAAAGUCAGGGAGUCAACCACUUACUGACGGAACACAGAAAGUAUUCUACCUUUGGGGGAAUAUGAUAUAAACCAAAAAUGCAGCACUAAAAAAAAAUGUGCCACCCAGAACCAUAUCACCAUUGAAACAGGGAUACCAAUGUCUAAGGAGAUGGCCUCGCAUCCUUAAAUGCUCUUGUGCUUGGUAGCAACAGGUCCAAUGAAAAAAAGCAGGAAAUGACAAGUAGUUCUUUUGAAGCACUGAAGUCGUCAUUCAUUGGCUGAUUCAGGCUGUGUGGGCACCAAGAGUGUCUCACAGGUGAUUCUAAUUACCAGUUUGCAGUACACAACAAAAGCGAGUACGCCUCUGUGCAAUAUCACUCGAGCGGCAAAACUUUCACAAUUGCAUCACCUGUUAACGACUGCAUUAUUUCUAAGUUGACAAGUAGAGUAUUUCCUCUGCGAACAGUCAAAAACAAAUACAUUAGAAAGAUUAUAUAUAAAAUGCAGGGUCAAAAGUUUAAACUCACUGCAAAAAUAUACCUGUGACACAAAAUUGAGUACAUUAUUUUCAAUUGGUUUAACUGCAUGAACAUAGUUAGAAACUGUGAACACCUCAACUUCCUCAAUUUUAGACCAUUGGGCUGUGUCUAUGACGGUUACAUCAAUCUAUGGAAACACAACUGCAGGUAUAGAAUAAAUCAGUAAUUAAAGUCACGGUGUUUCUGUGACAGCGUUUAGUUUAUUUCAUUGAAUAAGAGCAAAUAUCUACUGUCCAGUUUAGAAGUUCUGCAGUUACUAUAGGGUGACAGUUUAAAAUCACUUAGCUUUUUAGUCGUAGUGCUCAGGGGUGCACUCACUUCUACUGUAUGUAUAUUGUAUAUCAGAUGAAUCAAAAGUGAUUAUUUUUUUCAAGCUGAUUUAAAAGGCAUCAGUACCAGUGUUGUGACAUUCCUUUGGAUUUCGCAGUUUUCUUUCCUCCUGAUUUAUAUACACAAAGUUUUACUAGAUUUGUUUUUUCAGGGAAUAAUCUACACAUUGUACACUACCGCUCUAAAGUUUGGACACAACUUCUCAUGUAAUGCUUUUUAUUUAUUUGUAAUAUUUUUGUACAUUGUAGAUUAAUACUGAAGAAAAACAGUGUUUUGUUUACAACAUAUUUCCAUGUGUACUCUUUUAUAGUUUUGAUGUCUUCAGUUUUAAUCUAUAAUGUAGAAAAUAAUUAAAUAAAAGCCACUGAAUGAGAAGGUGUGUCUAAGCUUUUGACUGGUAGUGUAUGUGCCAGUAACUGUGACGAGAAAUGUAAUUAUUAGUCUAUACAUGUACAAUGUCUUUUGAAAAUGUCUGCUGUUGUUAAACAAGAGCUGAAGAAGUGAUAACACCAUUGCAAACCUGA